Molecule: messenger RNA, 3798 nt
Organism: Penicillium macrosclerotiorum
Lineage: Eukaryota; Fungi; Ascomycota; Eurotiomycetes; Eurotiales; Aspergillaceae
Product: dDENN domain protein
Exons: 6
Coding region: 1-3798 (1265 amino acids)
Biological process (GO): regulation of Rab protein signal transduction
Cellular component (GO): cytoplasmic vesicle
Source: RefSeq, a predicted model, not a curated record
AUGGUGCAAAUCGGCGGUGAUUUUUCUGGUGCGCGGUGGGGAGGGGGGCAUCGGGGAGCCUUUAUGAUCUCCCACUGGCCGAGAUUGGGCUGCCCACACACUCCCAGCGUCAUUGAGAGCGACCAUGGAGCCCACGCUAGUGUCCAAUCUCAUGUGAGACGGACCCGGGACGGGGCAUGCCUGCAGGUCGCUACCAUGUCAGACCCAACAAGGGGGAGGGGGGGCGCCUCGGGGCCGGUUUGCAUGGCCGUGGGGAACGCGCUCCGGGUGCAGAGAGGCGUUAAAGGAACUGGCCUGUGCUUGGCUCCCGCGGCUCCUGCUGCCACCGUCGCUGCCCCCUCCCCCCUGAUUGGAUGCGAUCGGAGUUCCUGCAAUCCAUGCGGUGACCACAGCGACCAAGACAUUGACCAGAUUGGGCGGUUUGAUUCGCGACGCUUCCACCAUGCCCUCCUCCAGCACCACCCCGGAAGGCGCCCCCUGGCAGACUACUUUUGGAUUGCGGGCGUGGAUGGAUCGGAGAUUCUGGAUACCUUCAAGCGCUUGGGUGAAGAUUACCGAAUAAAUGGGGCUGCCUCCCCAGGUCCAGCUCUCACGGAUGCCAUUCAGGAAGAUGCCGAUGCCGAGGAGGAAUUUCUGCCGGAGGGGACGUCCCGGCCCAGCUCAACCUUGUUCACCGGCGUGGGCAAACGUCGGAGCUCGGCCCAACGGCUCUCAACCUUGUCCAGAACUGAUUCUGAUCAGGCAAAUGGAACCAGCAGCAAUCGGAGUAGUGUGACCGUCAAGGGCGCCUCGUCCCCGCUCCGGGGCUCCUCGUUGUUUUCCGACGACUUCGAUUUCGACCAAGCGCUGAUGAAAUUCACCUCCGAGCGAGAUACAUUCCUGACCGACUUGAGCUUGAGCGCCGGUGCCAUUACGCCGAACACGCGCCCACGAUCCCGCAUGCGCACCCAGAAGAUCGUAUCGGAGGACUCGCCAUCCCAGGGCUCCGGGCUGCUGAGAUCCGGCAUUGGCAGUGUUCGCCGACACAUGUCGUUCCGAGAUAUGAAUAGUAUGAAACGGCAACCGUCGAUUGCGCGACAAGCUUCCGUACGCACCUCUCGACGAUUGAGCAACUACAAUUCCGUCAUCCCGGUCCCGCAGCCUCUUGAAAUCUCCCCUUCAAUGCACCCAUUGAAGCGGCGGUUCGAACCAGUAUUGCUGGAUCGAUACCCCACACGAGGUAUGACGGAUGAGUUGAAGCAGCGCGGUAACUUUCCGGAUUAUGUUCCCAUGUUCGCCUUCCCGAAUGACAUCAAUAUUGUUUCCUCGGACCAACGGCCACGGUCAACAUGGCACGGGUUUGCCAUGACCACGGACAAUGGCUCGAAAUUGCACGCCAUCUGCGUUAUUAUCUGGAUUCCCCUGAACCCGCGCGCAGCGGAGGAGCUGGAGAAGCGAUGCGACGAAUGGCGGAAAGAAAACAUGACAGACGAGGAGCGUGAGCUAGCGGCCAGCCUGGGUGAGAGACUGGCAUCUGAGCGAGCCAAGUUAUCCCGUCUGCUUGCCCAGCUCCCCAACGUUCCUUCGGGCUCUGAAUCUCGCGAACAGCUCGAAGAUGAGAUCAGUGCGGUCGAGGAGAAAAUUGGACUCAUGACUGAUCUACUGCGUCCGGUGAGACACGGUGCAGCUUCGAAAAUCGAAGGACUGACCGACGGUGACACUGGGUUCUGGAUUCCGCGUGCAUAUGGUAUCCUGGGCCGGGAGGCCAACAUGACGAGUUUCUGGAAGGAAUGGCUCAAGGCAAUUGUCAUCCCUAUGACCGAAGGUGGCAUCCAACGUGUGCCCCCGAGCUCCACUCGGAUGGGUGUCUGGCAGCCCCUAGAGCGUUAUGUUAUGAAUCUUUGCACGGAAGCGUUUUGCCCUGUCUCUUCAAAGACUCAGGUGGAACUCGCGAUCCGAGAGUUGCGACUGUUUGCGCGACAAGAGGCGUCCAAUGAACUUCCUGGCUCUCGUAACACGGAUCUUUAUGCAUUGUUUAGGACUUUGUCCGUUCAAAACAUUAUUAUCCUGUUUGAGUAUGCACUGACCGAGUCUCGAAUCAUCUUUCUGUCAUCUCACACCUCCAUGCUCUACCUUGCCACCAGAGCGCUGGUGGAUUUGCUGUUCCCCAUCCAAUGGGCGGGUGUUUUAAUUCCUGUCCUGCCAGCGCGUCUAGUCCAGGCCAUCGAAGCCCCCUGCCCUUAUAUCGUGGGUAUUGAGCGUCGCUAUGAGAAAGUUGAAUUGCCAAGCGAUGACUUUGUUCUCGUGGAUUUGGAUUCCGACAUGAUUGAAAGCACAGUUCGACCAACCCCCCUACCACGGCACCAGCGCCGCAAGCUGUUGUCGCUUUUGCAAUUGGCUGCUCCUCAUCACAGUCGUUGUGGUGUAACAACAGGCCCCCCAGCAUAUGCGAUUGAGACGUACCCUUGGGACACAUUUUUGACUGAAAGCAGCGCCACAUAUACCUCCAAGGCGCCAUCCACGAACCUUGCCAAGUAUGUCGGGCUGAAUUCCAGUGCAUUCGGCACCACGGCUGUGGUUCCAGGCUCUUAUCACCCUCCAAUCUUCAAUGCAUUCCUCCAUGCCCGUCACGAGCAGGCUUCUUCGCGCGGUUACUCUUCUUCAAAGAGCUAUGAUCGUCCAGGCACAGCCUCAACCUCCAGAGUUGCUGCUUCACCGCCAUCCCCACGAGAGAGCUCCCCGACUUCAGGUCACUUUCCCCCCCCUCCUCCUACUCCUUCUUCACGGAAUGACUCCGGAAUGGCGCUGCAGGCAUCGCUGCGCGAGAAGCGUUCCGGUCACUUUGAUGCCGCAUCCCGCAGAAGCUCAUCCUUUGGUAUGACCCGGCGACCUAGCGCGCCAUUCCUUGGUCAUACUUCUAACUUAUCUGUCACUACGCUCAACACGGAUUAUGGUCCAGGCUCAACGUAUGCUCCAUCGGUGUAUGCCCAGUCGACUAUCGCUGCCUCAACGAUUGUUCCACAGGCUACUGCACAGCCAGUAAACAAUGCUGAAGGCACUUGUUGGGUUGAGGGUCACUAUUUCCAAACUCAGUCAUGGGAUGAUAAGUUGACGUGCGCCAUCUGUGAUGACCGCGCAGAGGAAGGCAUGUUCAAGUGCUCGCAGUGCAAGUUGACCGUCCACAACCGGUGUGCGUCUCAGGUCUGCCUGGUUUGUGAUGCAGCUUUCCACCCUGAUCAAAUCCGCGCUGCCUUCGUGAGGUGCUUCGCCAGCUUGUUCUAUACAUAUAAGAAGUACCUUGUGCCAGCAAGCGGUGAAAAGAAGAAGGCUGGUAUGUAUUAUACCUUCAAUAUGGAGGCGUUUUUGAAGAGCCUUCCGCAUGAGCAUGCGGAAUACAUUGCUGUUCUGCAACAGACACAAGGGUUCAAUGAGUUCAUCAGCGAGCGGGAGAGGACUAGUCCCAAGGCCAAGGACUCGAAGAUGGCGCUCUUUGACGAAAUCGUGCUUUCGAAGCGUAAUCGUGGGCGCAGUUCUAUUUUCUCGGGCCGAUCAACCACCGAUUUCUUGUCGGACACCUCCAACCAUCUAUGGCGGACAGCGAGUGCCACAUUCUUUGCUCCCAGCAGCCGCAGCCAACCGAAUCUCUCCGGUGAUUACAGUCGAGUUGUUCAACGAGCGCCAGCAAAACUCGAUACCAGUCUCAUGAAAGAGCCCCGCAUGAUCCAUGGAGCUCCUCGGGUGUCCAAGACGGCAAAUAAUGCCCGGAGAAAGCCACUUCCCAAGCUUAUGAAUGGGUUGGCGAUAUCCCCGCCCAGUUAA